CUGCGAGUCUGCGUGCUCCUCCUCCUCCAGCCUCCCACCUCUUGGCACAGGAGGCCAAUGCACUGCACCCGCGAAACUAGGCCUGGCGAAGAAAAUCAGACAUAUGCCUCUCUAAUCACUCGCGAGUAUGAUAUUCGACAACUUGAGCUUUGCAAUAAUCUUGGGGACCUCGCCUCCGCGAAUCGUGGCGGCUGACGGGAAAACAACCGUUCCCUGCCUGAACGGACAGUACUCCAACACGCAUGGUAUGCCCCUGUCUUGUCUCUAGAGAUGGUAUAUCCGUGGUAGUGUCAUAGGGUCUCGCACCGCAUACAAGUUGACGGAGUGUAUGUAUUUUCUAAAACAUGACUUUGCCUCAUAUGCAACCGGAUCCGUGCUCAAAACAAGCUCCGAGUGUUUAUCGCGCGCACAGAGUGAGUGAUUGGCUCCCAGGAGACCACUUCACGGACAAAACCUGGCUCCAAGGACUAGUCCGCUACGUGGAUGAGCAUCCAAAGGAGCUUCACCCAGUACUGAGAGUGUUUCAACAGCUCAUCGAGAGCGAAAGUCAGCUAUAUUUCCUCGCACAGUCGAUGUUCGAACAGGUCCCGGCGAAGGGACCAUACGCCGACGAUCCCUCUGGUUACAGGCAAAUCCGCGACUUCGAGCAUAUGUUACGGGUACUCAACCACCUCAUCAUAACCGCGCCUCUCUGGGACGAGCAGUCCGAACGCCUCAGCAUGAUCGCCGUACGCAUGAAGGCCGUCCUGGACUGGCCCAUGGGCACGCGCAGCGGUUUCGCUUUCUUCCUUGACCCCGUCGUCAACAGGAUGCUGAAAAGAGUACUCGAUGCAUGGGGUGAUUUUCUACGCUCGGAAGAAUCGGCGCGGCAGGCUCUCGGGGAGGACGACAAUGGCUGGUUCAACCCGAAGGCUAAAGCCGCCAUCACCACAGCCGCAAACCAGGCAACCGGGACAGCGCACGACUUCGCAGAGAUCUUCGAGUGCGAUCCUUCAAAGCCGCAUUACGGCUUCCGCUCUUGGGACGCCUUCUUCACGCGCACCUUCAGGGAGGGCAUCCGGCCCGUCGCCGCACCGGAGGACGACGCCGUCAUCGCGAACGCAUGCGAGUCAAAGCCAUACAAGGUCGCGUAUGACUGUGCCCUGCGAGACAAGUUCUGGAUCAAGGGCGAGCCGUACUCGCUCGUCGACAUGCUCGCGCACGACGCGCUCGCGCCCCGCUUCGCCGGCGGCACCGUCUACCAGGGUUUCCUCUCCGCGCUGUCCUAUCACCGCUGGCACGCUCCCGUCGCUGGGCGGUGCGUCAAGGCGUACGUCCAGCCAGGCACGUACUACUCUGAGCCGCUCGUCAACGUCGGUGACCGUGAGGCGAGGGGCGGCGGUGGACCUGAAGAUAAGCCGACCUCGCAGGCGUACGUCACCGCGGUCGCUACGCGCGCGAUCAUCUUCAUCGAGGCGGACAACCCCGCGAUCGGCCUGAUGAUCACGGUGCAGGAGGGGCAGCGCGUGCAGAAGGGCGGCCAGCUGGGGAUGUUCCACUUUGGGGGCUCGACGCAUUGUGUGGUGUUCAGGAGGGAGACGGAUGUGCGUGGGUUCCCGGGGCCUGGAACGGAGACGAUCGUGCCUGUGAGGGGACAGCUUGCGGUGGUGGAGGGCCGGCGGACGUGA
Molecule: messenger RNA, 1667 nt
Organism: Rhodofomes roseus
Lineage: Eukaryota; Fungi; Basidiomycota; Agaricomycetes; Polyporales; Fomitopsidaceae
Product: Phophatidylserine decarboxylase-domain-containing protein
Exons: 3
Coding region: 345-1667 (440 amino acids)
Biological process (GO): phosphatidylethanolamine biosynthetic process
Cellular component (GO): mitochondrion
Molecular function (GO): phosphatidylserine decarboxylase activity
Source: RefSeq, a predicted model, not a curated record